Spodoptera exigua (beet armyworm) is the source of this 806-nucleotide messenger RNA. NCBI's taxonomy places the organism in Eukaryota, Metazoa, Arthropoda, Insecta, Lepidoptera, Noctuidae. The record is from the annotation of a GenBank genome assembly.
GUCAAACUAAACGUCACGUUGACGCAGAAUUAAUCAGUCAUUCAUUGUCAAAUAGUUUACAAGAUGGUAGCGUGAGUUCGCUGCAUCUCUGCUCUUUAUUGAUUUUCCACUACCUGAGUGCACAAUUCCACUUUUCAAAUUAAUUACUUUGUAAAAAAUAAUCUUAAAGCUACUCCACGAUGUCUGUAAAAGUGUUCGAAGCCAGGGAGCACUGCAAGGCGGCUGAAAAAUUCCUCAAGACUUCCCUUCUCCGCUGGAAGCCGGAUUACGAUUCUGCAGCCGAUGAAUACAGCCAAGCAGCUCAGUGCUAUCGCAUUGCUCGUGAUGCAGCCAACUCUAAGGACUGCCAUCUGAAAGCUUCGGAGUGUUACAAGAAGAACAACGCGUUCUUCCACGCUGCCAAGGCCCUUGAAAACGCCGUCCUCGUCUGCAAAGAUACAGCAACUCCUCAGGAGACAGGCAUGAAUGAUGCUAUUGGCCGAUUAAAGAGGUGUCUUACCGCUGCUCUAACAGCGAGCCCGCCUCCAUUCGUUGACACCGUUGUUGCUUUCACUCCGCCAUGUGAUCGCACCGGAGCUCAUUCCACCAAACACUAUUCUGGCAAGGCAGCGAAGUUUUGUCUAAACGAUACGUACCUCCAUGCAAAGUAUCGACCCGCGCGAUCAUCUUUGCCUCCAGAUCCCAUGGCGGUCAAGCGCAAUAAGGCACCGCGGCCUCGGCCUAGAGCUGGAGCAGAAACGUGCGAUACCCAUGAUUUAUGCGUAGAACCUUAUGACCCUCUGAAACGCGAACAGCGCAUGAACUAG